Molecule: messenger RNA, 2472 nt
Organism: Pleurotus ostreatus (oyster mushroom)
Lineage: Eukaryota; Fungi; Basidiomycota; Agaricomycetes; Agaricales; Pleurotaceae
Exons: 3
Coding region: 1-2472 (823 amino acids)
Source: RefSeq, a predicted model, not a curated record
AUGUUCGCGACCGUUAAUCCUACAACGCUACCUACGCCGGGAAUUGGAGGGCAUGGAUACUCUGCAAAGUCGUUUGCGAUGCAGAUUCCGAAGGGCUUUCGUAUUUUCAAACAUCCGACCAUGACUUCCUUUCCAUACGCUUCAGCCACUGCCAAGUUCGAUGUCGGGUAUCGGCCGUCAACCUUCUCCAUGGGAGGCGAUGCACGACCGAACCCCGCGUGGUCAUCUCAGCGGCAGGAUGUAGACGCCAGAAUGUUUUCUACAGGAUUUUAUAACCAUAUACAACCCUCCAUCGCUACCGCAAGUUUAUCGUCUAAUAUGCGAACUUAUGACACUCGUAGUGGCAACACGCUACCCUAUUAUCCUAUUUAUCAAGAUCCCACCAAAGACACGUAUAUAUACGAGCGCUCAGAUACUUAUUCCCUUUCCGAAAUCGACACCCCACCAGCCGCUUCCUCCGCCUUCUCCCCCGCCCUUUCCACAGAUAGCACCACCUCAGUUAAAAGUUCAGAGCUUCCCGAUCGUUCCCUAAGUAGGAGUAGUCAGCGGGCCGUUGGGCCGUCUGGCGGGUCUGCUUCUUCCAAUCCGUCUGCUAUACAACGACAGCCCUCUUCGAGUGCGACGUCGACGUCGAAUGCGCUUUCGAUUGUCCGUGUCGCCUCGUCUCGAGGAUCAUCACAGCCGGAGUCAACCAUUAUUAGUUCGCACUCGUCGGCAUCCUCAGCGAAUGAGAGGCCAAGAACGCCAAACUAUCUCUCGCAGCCUGCCAUGCGCCCAACCGGUCAGCCGCUAGGUAAUCAAUACACGAAUGGGUUCCAAGCCGCCCCGCAAAUGGCUCGCGUUCAGAGCAACUCUUGGAAGGAUUAUGUCGAAGAGAGUAUGCUGGAUCAGUCUUCGGAGACGGCGAGGUUGAAUGCAACGUUGAAUGCGAGGGCGUCAGCGAGAGCAUCCAUGCUCUAUGCUCAGGAUGAAUUGCCAGAGGAUCACACCGACUAUCAAUCGAUACCUCAAGUUCCACUGCCUCCCGAUGAUGUUGGACAGUACGCCCCGGUGAUGUCGUCUUCCCCCGAUUCUUACUUUCCUCAUGCUGCGGACAUGGGGUCUCGACGCACCAGCCCCGUUUCUCCAAAUCAACCCAGACAGCAGCCUCGCCGUACUUCACCACAACAAACCCACGUUUCACCCACGGGGUCUCUCGUUCCGUAUCAACCUUCAGCCGAUCGACUUUCUCAAGAGGACGAACCCUUCAUUCCCCCACUGUCAUACGACAACGCCGCUUCAUACAUCACCGCAGACCCAGGGCUCCGAGCGUCUGCGGCGAGCUUACCAGGAGGUGCGCAAUAUUCCCGCAAUCCAGCACCUUCUACGUCAUCAGUGAGCAGUGGAUCAUCGAGCGGAAGCGGACGAAUGUCGUCGUUCCCCGCGCAGCCCCCCAUGCCUGUUGGGCAAACGGGGUCGAAUUUUUUCCCACAGAAUGAUCAGCAGAGGUACUCCCAGAACCUCGCCUCGGGGUAUAAUAACGUUCAGCAGUCCACUUUCAGACCUGAACAAGAACGUCCCCUUCCCGUGCCGCCAACCGUCGCUCCCAUUCCUGAGCGAGGCUUUGCGUUCCCUCAGAGCGCCUCUAGUUCCCACAGGUCAAGAUCCAGGACGCCUUCUGUCUCCCCUCCUCCCGUCGUUCCACCAGAGGGAGGUCGUGUAAGAAAAGACUCUAUUGCCGUCGAAACGGUGCGUUUGAUGAAGAAAAAGGAACGCCCCCCUUCGACGUCUCCGCCAUUGGACGAGCAGAGUAGGCGAAGGCCAGGGCCUGGAAGCAAUCCAGCUAUGCCCUUGUCCACGAACCUUUCUCAAGCAGCUGCUUCCGCUGCUGCUGGAGUCGUGUCACAGCAGCCCCUAGUGCGAUCGCCAACAAACCCUCCGCCCACCUGGCCCUCCAACGGGAUUUCUUUCCAGGUCACUGGAAUCCCACCUCCCACCACGCAGCCUACUGGCGACGCCUCCGCUCGGCAGAUGGCAAACACCCUAGUUCCCACCGGGACUCAAGCUUCACGUCGACCUCUCCCAGGUCCUCGCAGGAUGAACUCAGACCCUGUCCCGCCCUCCGCACCACGCAUACCGCCACCUCCACGAAGGAAUACCGGCGGAGAGCAACUCCUACAACCAGACGCAGACAAGUGUGUUCUGGCCCGUCUCCGGGUGAGAUGGAACGAAACCUUGAUUUGUCCAUCGCCUAUCAAACCAGGUGAUCGACGGAAGGGAUGGUUUAACCGAAGAGGCGACCAACUCUGGACGAAUGAUGGUUCGUAUAAGCCCGCUUCUCCUGGAGAGGAAUAUCCAGUCGAUCUGGAUUCUUAUCCUGAAUACGGCAUUGGAUGGAUGAAUGAAAGCGGUAUAAGAAUUGACAUGGAGCAUCGAUUGAUCCCCAAGGCACCCUUGCGUUCAGCCCUCAAACAGACACAGCCUCAAGUCUGA